AUGUUUUUGGUCCUGGUGGGGUGUGGGACUAGACCUAAUCAGGGGGUUCUAAAAUGGAUUAUUGCAUCAUAAUGGGCUGGACUGCUAAAAGGCUGAACAACUGUCUUGUCUAUCAUUUCUAUCACUCAACCAUACAGCCAAUGCUUUUCUUGCGAACCAGCUUGUUAUUUAACUGAGAUAAUGCACGGACGUUGCCGAUCAGCCCGGCCCUCAACCUCCAGGGGCCGGAACAUGAUCUGCCCGCCUGCCCCCACACCCACUUUGAUGGCCUCAGACGGCAGCCUGACCAGCCAAGGAGCCGGUACCAGCCCUGAUCACUCCUGGGCCUUCAGUGCUCAACCAAGGUCUGACCGUCCAGUUACCCGCUACAGGAGGGUACCAUCCCUAGAGGUGUGGAGAAUCCAGUCUGAUUAUCCCCGGACCGGGUCGGCCCGAUCAGACAUGUCCUCCGGUAGGUCCUCAGAACAGGCUCUCGCCCGCCUCCUCGAGGAGACCAUACAAGAGGUGGAAUCUCUCCAAAAGCUGAAUCAUGAGCUGGCAGGGGAUGCUAAGAAGUCCCUCUUCCAAAGGCUGAAAACCUACAUCAAUAAAAAGAGGCACAACAAGGUGGAUGUGCUCCCAUCUCCGGAGAGCCCCGUCGUGGAUCUCCCAGCGGCCAGUAACCCUUGGGUGACCCUCAGCGAUGGGCCAGGAUGCCUCCGCCUUAACACAGUACUCCCCCGUCCAGCCCAGGAAGUGGGCAUGGAGAGAAAAGGCCCUGGAAAGAUCUGGGCCCAAUCAAGAGCUUUGAAUGCCUCAAAACAGGCCCUCGCCAGCAUCCCUGAGGAGACUAUCCAGGAGUUGAUGGAUGAGUUGUCCUGGGAUAUUGAGGACAAACAGGCCAACAAGUCCCCCUGGAAACGUUUUCAGUGCUCCUUCAAGAGGAAGAAGGGCCACACUGCCGACAAAAAGGAAGACAUGACCGCUCAAUGCUGCUUUCCCUACCUUCAUUUCCUGAGAUUGCUCUGCAAAUAAUUAUUCCAGUCAAUUUAUGAGGGAUGGGAGGAGCCAUGUGGAGCGUCCAAAAGUGGGAAAGCCUUCGGCUGGCCAAGACACGUGUGGCCUGGCCAAGCUACAGUCAUCUUCCAACUUCACCGCCCAGCUGAGCAGCGCCGAUCUGUUCAAAGACAAAGGUCAAAGAACAGCUCACCAGGUCAAAGCCUGCAGCUCUACAGGCGCCCCAGAGAGAUUUGGACUCCCAGAUCAUUCCUGCCAGUUGCCAGCAGCGGGAAGACCAACGAUACUGGAUGUUCCUCACCUGCUUCCCAGAGCAAGACCGCCGCUGACCUAGCCGCCCUCUGACAGGUGAACCCCCUUCCAUC
Messenger RNA from Esox lucius (northern pike), 1361 nucleotides. RefSeq lists its product as uncharacterized. Bases 181 to 1014 code for a protein of 277 amino acids. The record is from RefSeq and is a predicted model, not a curated record. NCBI's taxonomy places the organism in Eukaryota, Metazoa, Chordata, Actinopteri, Esociformes, Esocidae. The transcript is spliced from 2 exons.